GGUGCACACUAUUUCUUACAUUCUUAACUUCCAAAAUCCAUUUACAUGUUUGACCUUUCUGGAGGUUCAUACAGUUAUAACACACGAGCAGGUGUAUUUCCUUCGAUAUUGAUCAGCGAUCACUAGGGUUCCUGUCUCGAAGUUGAAGCGCAAGUUUGGGGAGCUGUGCCGUCAAUAUCAGGAUAUAAAGAGGAACACACACGCAUUUGAUUGAUUCUCUUUCAGAAUUUUCGGAUAGGACGAUCAAGAUCUGCAAGUUAAAAUGUCUGCCAAGGCCAUUUGUGAAGCUACAGGGAAAGAUCUGCUGAACAGAUUCCUAAACAGUGGGGGAAGUGCUGUGAAGUGCCAAUUCGCUACUGUUAAUGAAGACACAGAAUGGAAAGCCCUUGUUGCAAAUAACUCGUGGUUGAAAUCAGAGCGAUUAGUCGUUAAGCCAGACCAGCUGAUCAAGAGGCGCGGUAAACUUGGUCUUAUCCACGUGAACUCUGACCUUGACAAUGUGCGUAAAUGGGUGGACGAACGAAGAGGGAAAGAUGUGCAGGUUGGUAGAGCAACCGGAAAACUUCGAAACUUUAUAAUUGAGCCAUUUGUUCCUCAUAAGCAGGAUGAAGAAGCUUAUGUCUGUGUUUAUUCUCAUCGUCACGGUGACACUAUUCUGUUUCAUCAUGAAGGAGGAGUGGAGAUAGGAGAUGUUGAUGCUAAGGCACUAAAACUUGAAAUACCUAUCGAGAGAAAGCCUUCUUUGGAUGACAUCAAAAACAAACUUCUUAAACAUCUACCUGCAGAAAAACAAAUGUUUGUUGCAAAGUUUAUUCAAGCUUUGUAUGAAGUGUAUGUGGAUUUGUUCUUCACCUAUUUAGAGAUCAAUCCGUUGGUUAUUACGAGAGACAAAAUUUUCAUCCUUGAUCUUGCUGCUAAAUUGGAUGCCACAGCUGAAUUCAUGUGUAAGCAAAAGUGGGGAGAUAUUGAAUUUCCACCACCUUUUGGAAGAGAUGCUUUUCCAGAGGAGGCUUAUAUUGCUGAUCUGGAUGCAAAAAGUGGAGCUUCUCUGAAACUUACUAUCAUUAAUAAAGAUGGACGCAUCUGGACUAUGGUUGCGGGUGGAGGAGCAUCAGUGAUAUACAGUGACACUGUAUGUGAGCUUGGUGGAGCUUCAGAACUGGCCAACUAUGGAGAAUAUUCUGGUGCUCCAAGUGAGCAGCAGACAUAUGAAUAUGCCAAGACCAUUUUGAGCCUGAUGACAAAAAAAGCCCAUCCUGAGGGAAAAGUGUUGAUCAUUGGUGGAGGCAUUGCUAACUUUACUAAUGUAGCUGCCACAUUCAAGGGUAUUGUAAAGGCUUUACAAGAGUUUCAACCCAGACUUGUAGAACAUAAAGUUUCAAUAUUUGUUAGACGAGCAGGCCCCAACUAUCAGGAAGGGCUGCGAGUAAUGAGGGAAGUGGGCAGCACUCUUGGAGUACCAAUCCAUGUGUUUGGCCCAGAAACCCACAUGACAGCCAUCGUUGCCAUGGCAAUGAAAAAAAAAGAUAUUCCAGAACUUCCAGAAGCCAGUCAUACGACAGCUAAUUUCCUUCUUCCUGAUGGAAUGCAACAGUCAACUACCCCCCCAAGACGAACAUCAUUUAACAGUUCUGACGAUAAACAGAAGUCAGCUUCACCAUCAGGUGAUGCUUCUGUUGAUGGCAGCACCGUGAAACCCUUAUUUUCAACGGGCACAAAAGCCAUUAUUUGGGGUAUGCAAGUCAGGGCAGUCCAGAGUAUGCUGGAUUUUGAUUUUGUAUGUUCUCGUAAUGAAUGGUCAGUGGUAGCCAUGGUAUAUCCUUUUACUGGAGAUCACAAGCAAAAAUUUUACUGGGGCCAUAAAGAAAUACUGAUACCUAUGUAUAAAAAUAUGGCAGAUGCCAUGAAAAAACACCCUGAAGCAGAUGUCUUAAUCAACUUUGCAUCCUUAAGAUCAGCAUAUGAAAGCACCUUAGAGACAUUACAAUAUCCACAGAUUAGAUCCAUUGCCAUUAUUGCUGAAGGUAUUCCAGAGAAUAUGACCCGAAUGAUGAUCAAAAGUGCAAACGAUAAAGGAGUGACGAUUAUAGGCCCGGCAACAGUGGGAGGCAUUAAACCAGGCUGCUUUAAGAUUGGUAACACUGGUGGAAUGAUGGAUAAUAUUUUAUCAUCCAAACUCUACAGGCCUGGAAAUGUGGCAUAUGUAUCACGCUCUGGUGGAAUGUCCAAUGAGCUAAACAACAUCAUUUCUCGUGCAACCAAUGGUGUUUAUGAAGGAGUGGCAAUUGGAGGAGACAGGUAUCCAGGUACUACUUUUAUGGAUCACUUGUUACGAUACGAAAAGGAACUAGAUGUUAAAAUGAUGGUGUUACUGGGAGAGGUUGGAGGAGUAGAAGAAUACGAGGUUUGUACAGCUCUAAAGGAUGGAAGAAUUACAAAACCACUUGUGGCUUGGUGUAUUGGAACUUGUGCUGACAUGUUUGCAUCCGAAGUCCAGUUUGGUCAUGCUGGAGCAUGUGCUAAUAGUGACAGAGAAACAGCAGUCUCAAAGAAUAAAGCUUUGGCAGAAGCUGGAGUACAUGUACCACCUACAUUUGAUGAACUAGGCGUUACAAUUCAGCGUGUUUAUGAAGAUCUGGUAAUCAAAGGAUCCAUUGUUCCAAAACCUGAAGUUCCACCUCCAACCGUUCCUAUGGAUUAUAGCUGGGCAAGAGAACUUGGAUUAAUUAGAAAACCUGCUUCCUUCAUGACAAGUAUUUGUGAUGAACGAGGUCAGGAACUUCUAUAUGCUGGUAUUCCCAUAACCAAGGUAAUCAAAGGAGAACUUGGGAUUGGGGGUGUACUUAGUUUGUUGUGGUUUCAACGUCAACUACCCAAGUAUGCCUGCAAAUUUCUGGAAAUGGUACUAAUGAUUACUGCUGAUCAUGGUCCAGCUGUUUCUGGAGCUCACAACACCAUUGUCUGUGCAAGAGCAGGAAAAGAUCUUGUGUCAUCACUGGUUUCUGGCUUACUUACAAUUGGGGAUCGAUUUGGUGGAGCAUUAGAUGGAGCAGCAAAACAGUUCUCUCAUGGCUACGACAGUGGAAUGAUUCCCAUGGAGUUUGUGAAUACGAUGAGAAAGAAAGGACAGCUGAUCAUGGGUAUUGGCCACAGAGUAAAGUCGCUGAAUAAUCCAGACAUGAGAGUACAGCUUUUGAAGGAAUAUGUAAAAGAACAUUUCCCAGCAACACCUGUGUUAGACUAUGCUCUUGAAGUUGAAAAAAUUACAACUUCCAAGAAACCGAACUUAAUUCUUAACGUGGAUGGGGUCACAGCAACAGCAGUGGUGGACUUGCUGAGAAAUAGUGGUUGCUUCACUCAAGAAGAAGCACAGGAAUACAUUGAUAUUGGAGUUUUGAAUGGGCUUUUUGUUCUUGGGCGCUCGAUUGGUUUUGUUGGACAUUACUUAGAUCAACGUCGACUGAAGCAAGGGUUGUACCGUCACCCAUGGGAUGAUAUCUCAUACGUUUUACCAGAAUCCCUCAUGGAUAACAGAUAAAACCAUUUUGUCUCUCAUUUCCUUAAAGUUAUGAGGAUUACACAAAAGAUAAAAGGAAAUGAAAUAAAUAAAAAAUUAUCUGUAGACAUAUAUAUAAAUGAACAUAUCUGUGUAUGGGUGAAAAUUCUAAAUGGUAACUGGUGUUUGCUUAUAGUACACUGUAAUAAAAGAAUAUUUACGUAUUCCUUUAAAAUUAAAUUUUUAUCCUUGUCUAAAAUUUAGUGUAGUUUAUAGAACUAAAGAAUAAAUACCAUAAAAACUGGUAUACACAAACCUAAAAGACCAGAACACCACGAAAGACACUAAUUUUGUUAAUGUCUAAUACGUGUCUUGCAUAACUUUUUUUUCUUAUCAGUCUGCUUACUGUAUGUUAAAUUUAUGUUCCUUCUGUUAGAUCUUAAAUUUGCACAAAUUACAUUCCUUACCUCCGCUGUUCUUACUUUAGUGAGUGCUUAAUACAAAAAUUGUGUUUAUAUACUUCAUACAGUUUGAUGGUAGUUUUGACAGUCGUUUGGAUGUAGAACAUCAAAUUUAUACAUGUUUGUUAUUUUUUUUAGUAAAGUCUUUCAUUUUAUUGUUUUGUAAAAGCAACCAAUUAAACACAUGAAUGGAAUAAAUUUUAAUGGAUUUCAAUUUGGUAGGAAAAUAAAGAAUAAAGCAUAUUGAGCACUUUU
Limulus polyphemus (Atlantic horseshoe crab) is the source of this 4212-nucleotide messenger RNA. Its product is annotated as ATP-citrate synthase-like. Gene Ontology annotation, cellular component: cytosol. Gene Ontology annotation, molecular function: ATP citrate synthase activity. The record is from RefSeq and is a predicted model, not a curated record. NCBI's taxonomy places the organism in Eukaryota, Metazoa, Arthropoda, Merostomata, Xiphosura, Limulidae. The transcript is spliced from 26 exons. Bases 263 to 3538 code for a protein of 1091 amino acids. Gene Ontology annotation, biological process: citrate metabolic process; fatty acid biosynthetic process; tricarboxylic acid cycle.